AUUAGCCAUAAAAAUCAAUUAUCGGACAAUCAAGAAAAAGCUGUCAAUCUCAAAAAGGAUUUGGCAGAAAUGCAAGAAUGGAUGGCUCAGGCUGAAGAGGAAUAUUUGGAGAAAGAUUUUGAAUAUAAGAAUCCAGAUGAGCUAGAGAAUGCAGUGGAAGAAAUGAAGAGAGCAAAGGAAGAUGUGCUACAGAAAGAAGUGAGGGUGAAAAUUCUGAAAGACAGCAUCAAAUGCUAGCUGCUAAACUGCCAUUGGUGGUCAGGACUUAACAACAGCGCUCAACCUUGUAUGGAGAAUUACCAGCUACUGUGCAACAGGAUCAGAGGGAAAUUGCCACACUUUGGAGGAAGUAUGGUCUUGUUGGAUUGAACUACUACACUAUCUGGACCUAGAAGCAGCCUGGCUGAAUACUUUGGAAGAGAAGAUGAAAAAAAUUGAACACUUGCCAGAAAAAUAGAUGCUGUCAGUGAAGCCCUUGAGUCACUGGAAUCCAUUCUGCGCCAUCCAGCUGACAAUCGGACUCAAAUUCGGGGAGCUUGGCCAAACAUUGAUAGAUGGAGGCAUCCUUGAUGAAUCAUCAGUGAAAAGUUGGAAGUUUUCAAUGCCCGUUAUGAGGAAUUAAGUCAUGUGGCAGUCAGUAAACAGAUUUCUUUGGAGCAACAACUUCAGAUGAUGCGAGAACUGAGCACAUGUUGCAGGUUCUUCAGGAAAGCUUGAAGGAUUUGGAUAGGCAGCUACAUCCUAUUUGACCAAUAGAAUAGAUGCCUUCCAAAUGCCUCAAGAGGCACAGAAAAUCCAAGCCGAGAUUGCUGCUCAUGAGUCUACCUUGGAAGAGCUUAGAAAGAAUGUCUAUUCUUUAAUGUCACCUUCGCCAGAGUGCCGAUCCCCCCGUGGUGGGACUCAUUUGGAUGUCUUGCAGAGGAAGCUCCGGGAGGUAUCCACGAAGUACCAGCUAUUCCAGAACCAGCGAAUUUGAGCAGCGUAUGUUGGAUUGUAAACGAGUUCUGGAUAGCGUAAAAGCUGAACUCCAUAUCUUGGAUGUGAAGGAUGUUGAUCCGGAUACCAUUCAGUUUCACUUUGAUAAAUGCAUGAAACUCUAUAAGACCCUGAGUGAAGUAAACUCGAAGUGGAGACAGUGAUCAAAACAGGAAGGCAGAUUGUACAGAAACAACAGACAGACAAUCCCAAAAGCAUGGAUGAACAACUGACAGCACUGAAAUUCCUUUAUAAUGAUUUGGGAGCACAGGUGACAGAAGGGAAGCAAGAUCUAGAACAGGCAUUGCAACUCUCAUGCAAAUUCAAUGAAGUUUCCCUCUCCUUAUCCGAAUGGUUGGAGGUGACAGAAGCUGAACUAGUGCAUAAGUCCACUUCAGAACGUACACUUUCUGAUCUGGACACUGAAAUCGCUUGGGCUAAGAAUGUGCUGAGAGAAUUGGAGAGGAAGAAAGUCGAUCUGAAUAGUGUAACAGAAAGCAGUGCUGCACUGCAGGCCUUAGUGGAUGAAAGUGAAACUUCUCUGGAGGAAAAACUCUGUGUUCUUAAUGCUGGAUGGAGUAGAGUCCGAACCUGGACCGAAGAUUGGUGCAAUACACUUCUGAAUCACCAAAGUCAACUGGAGAUUUUUGAUGAGAACGUUGCCCACAUAAGCACUUGGCUGUAUCAAGCUGAAGCUCUGUUGGAUGAGAUUGAGAAAAAGCCUGCCAACAAGAAAGAAGAGACAGUGAAGCGCCUAACAUCAGAAUUGGAUGCUGUUAGUCUCAGAGUUGAUAAUGUGCGUGACCAAGCUGUUAUGCUGAUGAGCAGUCGGGGCGUAUCAUGUCAUGAGCUUGUAGAACCCAAAUUGACAGAACUGAAUAGGAACUUUGAAAAAGUGUCACAGCACAUCAGAAGUGCUAAGAUGCUGUUCAGUCAGGACACUCAUAAAAGGUUUGCUAAGCAGGAACUCUGUGGAAUUGCAGUGGCUUCUAAAGACCUUGAUAAAUUUGAAUGUGAGAUAAAGGAAAUGCUGAAUGUAGUGGAAAAGCACAUGGAAUCAAAAGAAGAUGAUGAAAAGCUGGAUGAAGAAAAAGCUCAAAUUGAGGAAGUUCUGCAAAAAGGUGAGCAUUUGUUACAGCAGCUCAUAGAAGAUAACCGAAGAGAAAAAAUUCGCUUGCAGCUCCUCCUUCUUCAGACCAAGCAAAGCAGCGCAAAGGAGCUUCGGUCAUUACAAAGGAGGCAGGUGUUAGAACUUUCACCUUCAUUUACUCCAUAUGAAAUGGAAGCAGAGAGUCGCUUGCAGUGGCUUAGUGAAACAGAUGCUAGUCUUUCUGGACUUCAAGAAGCUGAAGAGAGGGAGAAAACAAAGGCAACUCCACAAAGGAUUCAAGGGGCUCAGUCAUCAAUGAGCAAGGAAUCUCCAUUCCCUGCAGAAUAUCUGGUUGAAAUUAACAAGAUUUUGCUGGUUAUAGCGGAUGCUGAGCUCUUGCUAAAUGCUCCAGAACUUCAUUCAGCAAUCUAUGAAGACUUUUCUACUCAAGAAGAUUCAUUAAAGAACAUAAAAGAUACGUUGGAUAAAUUAGAGGAUCAGAUUGCAGUUAUUCAUGAAAAGCAACCUGAUGUUAUAUUAGAGGCAUCUGGACCUGAAGCUGUUCAAAUAGAAGAUUCACUAACCCAGCUUAAUGCAGAAUGGGAUCGCAUUAACAGAAUGUACAAUGACCGCAAAUGUAGCUUUGAUAAGUCUAUAGAGGAGUGGAGACAGUUCCAUUGUGAUCUAAAUGAUCUCUCACAGUGGCUAACAGAAGCAGAGGGGUUGCUGGCUGAAGCCCACACUCCAGAUGGCAGCCUUGAUAUAGAAAAAGCCAGGAUACACCAGCAGGAACUUGAAGAGGGAAUCAGCAGCCAUAAGCUCAUUUUCUCAACACUGAAUAGAACAGGAGAGGAAAUAACCAGAAACUCUCCAAUACAGAUGGAAAGUUCCUGAAAGAAAAACUAGCUGGGCUGUAUAAACGCUGGAAGAACAUCAAUGCUGAAAUCAUGGAAAGGCAACAGAUACUGAAAGGAAAAAAUCAGCAAUUAAUAGACUUCACCAGGAAACUAGAAGAAAUUAGUGCUGGGUGGAAAAUGUAGAAAAUUCCUGGAUGAGAAACCUGCAAUCAGUCAUGAAGAGAAUUUACAAGAU
Thamnophis elegans (Western terrestrial garter snake) is the source of this 3157-nucleotide messenger RNA. RefSeq names its product utrophin-like. Gene Ontology annotation, cellular component: plasma membrane. NCBI's taxonomy places the organism in Eukaryota, Metazoa, Chordata, Lepidosauria, Squamata, Natricidae. The record is from RefSeq and is a predicted model, not a curated record. Bases 1193 to 2959 code for a protein of 588 amino acids. Gene Ontology annotation, biological process: synaptic signaling. The transcript has 20 exons. Gene Ontology annotation, molecular function: protein binding.